Anolis carolinensis (green anole) is the source of this 5314-nucleotide messenger RNA. RefSeq names its product sperm antigen with calponin homology and coiled-coil domains 1 like (gene specc1l). The record is from RefSeq and is a predicted model, not a curated record. Gene Ontology annotation, cellular component: microtubule organizing center; filamentous actin. Bases 133 to 3321 code for a protein of 1062 amino acids. Gene Ontology annotation, biological process: actin cytoskeleton organization. Lineage: Eukaryota; Metazoa; Chordata; Lepidosauria; Squamata; Anolidae. The transcript is spliced from 15 exons. Gene Ontology annotation, molecular function: protein binding.
UAAGAAUCCCGCCCAUGGAGGGCGCAGCUCUCCUCACGGAGGGGCGUUAGCGAGCAUGCGCAGUGAUCGACGCGCUCCCUUGCCCCAGCUGAGUUGGUCGAUGUCUGUGGAGAGGGAAGGAGGGCGCCGAGGAUGAAGAAGGCGGCCAGCCGGGCCUCCACCGCCGCGCCCAAGGCCAGCGCCGCCAACCCCGGCCCCGCCGGGAACAACAGCAAGGCCGCCGCCGCCGAGAAGAUCAAGGCCGAGGGCGCCGCCUCUCUUCCCGCCUCCGCCGCCAAGGCCCUCAAGGCCGGGACGCCCCUCCUCAAGACUAAGAGCAGCGAUGACCUCCUAGCAGCUGGAAUGGCGGGUGGAGUGGCCUUGAGCAAUGGCGGAGGAGGCGGAGUCAAAGGGAAGAAGAGUUGCCCCUCCUCCAGUGCCCCUCCCCUCCCUCCCUCUUCUGCUGCCAAUCCUACAAACAGCAGCAGCAACCCAGAGAGCAAGGCCAAGCCUUUCGCAGGUGCCAAUAUGGCGGCCAAGCGCAGCGCCUCCUCCUCGGGUGCCAAGGACCGCCUCCGCUCCCGCCCCAUGGCCUCCAAGAAGCUCCCUGGCGAACCCUCCUCCUCUUCCUCCUCUUUGCUGACCACCAAACGCUCACGCUCCCGUGUGGCCGAGGCCCACCUGCCCAAGUCCAAGUCGGACACGCAGAUCAUGGCGGCUGACCGGUCCUCUUUGGAGGCCGCCCUCAAGGCCAAGGAGGCGGAGAUCCUGCGGCUGCGGGGGGAGCUGCGAGGGAAGGCCGAGCCCCUCUCAGGCCAGUCGGGAGCCUCCAGUGAGGGAGCAGAGGUGCCCGCCCAAGCCGAGCCCGAGGCAGCCUCCAUCCGAGAAGAGCUGGCCCGGCUGAAGAGCGAGAACCGGAUGCUGAAGGACCGCCUGAAUGCCCUGGGCUUUGAGCGGAUGACCCCGUCGGCCGAGGGCUCCUUGGAGGACCUCCUGGGCCACCACUCUCAGGACAACAGCGAGAGCAGCGAAGCCUACCACCCCUUGACCUCCAGCGACGACGCUCUGGACGCCCCCUCCUCCUCCGAGUCGGAGAACGGGGGAAACAACAACAGCAAUGAGAACAACGAGCUCUCCUUGGCCGGCCUGACCGAGCGCAUCCACCAAAUGGAGGAGAACCAGCACAGCACUUCAGAGGAGCUGCAAGCCACGCUCCAGGAACUGGCCGACCUGCAGCAGAUCACCCAGGAGCUGAACAGCGAGAACGAGCGGCUGGGCGAGGAGAAGCUCAUCCUCAUGGAGUCGCUGUGUCAACAGAGCGACAAGCUGGAGCAUUUUGGGCGGCAGAUCGAGUACCUGCGCUCGGUGCUGGACGAGAGCGAGGUGGGCUACAUCCUGGAGGGAGACCUGAAGAGCAACCGCUACCUGGAGCUGGAGCAGCGCUACGUGGACCUGGCCGAGAAUGCCCGCUUUGAGCGGGAGCAGCUGCUAGGCGUGCAGCAGCACCUGAGCAACACGCUCAAGAUGGCCGAGCAGGACCACGCGGAGGCCCAGGCGGUGGUGUCGGCCCUGAAGGAGCGGGUGCACCUGGCCGAGCGGGCCCUGGAGGCUGAGCGGGAGGCCAACGCGGCCCUGGCCCUGGCCCUGGAGGAGUGCCGCGCCGGAAGGGACGGGGAGCGGGCCGAGCUGGCUCGCACGGAGGCCGCGCUGGAGGCUGAGCGGGAGAAGCUGGCCGAGCUGUACGCCCUGCACCGCGGCGGCAUGGAGGAGAGGGACAUCCGGGGCCUGCUGGAGGGGGCCCGGGCCGAGAAGGAGGAGGCCCAGGCCCAGGCCGCCCAGGCCAAGGAGGAGAGGGAGCGCGCCAAGGCCGAGGCCGCACGCAGCCACGAGGCCCUCGAGAAGCUGGAGGCGGAGCUUGCCUCGGUGCGCCUGGAGGCAGAGCGGGAGGCGUCGGAGCUGUCAGUUGCCGUGGGGACGCUGGGGGCGGAGCUGGAGGGCUCCCUGGCGGAGGGGCGGGAGCUGAAGGAGCGCCUCUUUGAGCUGGAGGACGAAGUGGAGCAGCACCGGGCCCUCAAGCUCCACCACGACCUCCUCGCCACAGACCUUCACAACACUGUGAAGAAGCUUCAGGACCAAAAGCACGACAUGGAAAGAGAGAUCAAGACUCUUCACAGACGACUCCGGGAGGAGUCUGCGGAGUGGCGGCAGUUCCAGGCGGACCUGCAGACGGCGGUGGUGAUAGCGAAUGACAUCAAGUCGGAAGCGCAGGAGGAGAUUGGGGAGCUCAAGCGGAGGCUCCACGAGGCCCAGGACAAGGGCGAGAAGCUGGCCAAGGAGCUGGAGGAGAUCAAGUCCCGCAAGCAGGAGGAGGAGCGGGGCCGGGUGUACAACUACAUGAAUGCGGUGGAGCGGGACCUGGCGGCCUUGCGCCAGGGGAUGGGCCUCAGCCGGCGCUCCUCCUCUUCCUCCUCCUCUGCCAACGCGGCCUCCUCCGCCUCCGAGCCCUUGGCCCCCGCCCUCACCGUCAAGACCCUCAUCAAGUCCUUUGACUCCGCCUCCGCCUCCUCCGCACCAGGGCCGAGUCCCUCUUCCUCGUCUGCCUCCUCGAUGCCCCGGACCCCUCUGAGCCCCAGCCCUAUGAAGACCCCUCCGGCCGCAGCCGUCUCCCCAAUGCAAAGGCAUUCCAUCAGUGGCACCAUCUCCUCCCCGAAGCCCCUUUCGGACAAAAGGCCGGCCUUCACAGAGAUCCCCACCCAAGGUACAAAAGACCACCUUCUGAGGCCUUCGCCUUCAACCAGGGUCCCUGCCAUGGAAGGCUCCAAGUCUAUUUCCGCCUCUUCCCGCCGCAGCAGUGAAGAGAUGAAGAGGGAACUCUCUGCUCCGGAUGGACCCGCCUCUUCCUCUGCCGCCAACCCCUCCCCCUCUCCCACCGCCUCUGUCACGCCAACAACACGCAGCCGCAUCAGGUACACGGAGGAGCGGAAGGACCCCCUUUCUGCUUUGGCCAGAGAAUAUGGCGGCUCCAAGAGGAACGCCCUCCUCAAGUGGUGCCAGAAAAAGGCCGAGGGCUACCAGAACAUUGACAUCACAAACUUCAGCAGCAGCUGGAACGACGGCUUGGCCUUCUGUGCGGUUCUCCACACUUACCUCCCGGCCCACAUCCCUUACCAGGAGCUCAACAGCCAGGACAAGAGGAGGAACUUCACCUUGGCUUUCCAAGCGGCCGAAAGCGUCGGCAUCAAGUCCACUCUGGACAUUAACGAGAUGGUACGGACGGAGCGCCCGGAUUGGCAGAACGUCAUGCUGUACGUGACGGCCAUCUACAAAUACUUUGAAACCUGAGAGAUGAGAAGGUUUCAACCCUCUUGAAAACCGAAUCCUCCCAGGAAAAUUCUCCAGAACAAAUGGCCUUCUCUUCUUCUUCUUCGCACAAUUGACUGAAAUUGCAAAAUUGCCUGGAGGAGCCACAGUCGUGUCAAAUGUUCCCGGAGCCUUGACGAACCAAUUUCUCAAGUUUCUCAUUAUUAUUUUUGUUAUUGUUGUUCAGUAACAAAUAUCUUUGGUGAUCCGCGUUUCCGGAAGAGUCUACUUUUCCAUCUAUUUUUGCCAGUAAAACGAAUGAAUAUUAACAGCGUUUCUGGAACAUUCUAUUUUUCAAUAUCUUUUUCCCAUUUUACCGAAUGAAGAUGAACGGUGUUUCCGGAACAAUCCUUAACCAUUUUUGUUUUGUUUUCCAGCGAAUAGAUUAAGCUCCUAUUCAGAAUGAAUUGUAUAUGUCUUGCCUCUGUGGGGCCUAUAUAGAGAUAGAUACAAUACAUAAUGUUUUGUUUGUUUUUUUCCUUUCAUUAUCUUAAUUUUUCUCGCCUUCGUUAUCUGCCAGUCACCUUUAUAACCUUGGAAAGAAAAUGAGACAAGGAUAUACAUUUGCAGUUGCUUUUAAGCCGGAAAAUGCCCGAAAAAGAGGAUUGUAUUCGAUGAGAAAUGGGAUUCGAGGAAGUGCCUUAAUUAGGAUCCUGGGUUAAUUAAUUGCCUCAUUUAGAAAGUAAUGAAAGUGAAGAUCCUCCUGCUGCCGUAUUAUUAGGAUUACUUUUUUUAAUAUUAUUUCAUAAUUUGGUUGCCUUUGUUGUUUGUUGUGCAUAUUUUGGCCACUUUUCGAUUUUUCAUUGUGCCUCAUGAGACGCUUUCCUGAAUGUUUGUGAAGGACUGAGAAUGUAAAAUAUACCAUCUUACCCCAUUUGAGGAUGGUCUUUUGAGAACGGAAACAAGGAUAAAACCAGGAGAAAAAUUGGGGGGGGGGGGGGGGAAUGAAAAGAAAAUGGGAGAAAAACGGGAGAAAAAAUGAGAGGAAAACAGGAUGGACAAGGAAGAAAAUAAUGAAAACGGGAUGAAAAACAAGAGCAAAAUGAGAUGAGCAACGAUAAAAAUGAGAGAAAAGGGGAUGAAAACAAGACAAAAAUGAGAAAAAUGUAUCAAAAUGAGAAAAACAAGAUUAAAAACGGAAAUGAGAGAAACAAGAGAAACUAAAAAAGAAAAGCAGAUGAAAACAAGAACAAGAAAAUGGAAUAAAAAGAAGGAGAGAAGAAGGAGAAAAAACAAGAACUUAAAACGAGAUAUGGAAAAACAACAAAAUGAAAAUGAGAAAAAUAAGAUGAGAACAAGAGAAAAGGAUAAAAAACAAGAGAAAACAGGAUAAACUCUACAGAGGAAUUGUCUUAUUCGGUGAUUUUUCUUAGUGCCAUAAAUACGAGUCAGAUUCUAACGCAACUUAACCAACUUCUCGUUUUCUUCAAGCUCCUUGUUUGCUGUUUUCUUCUUCCAAGUUACGAGAUUAAUCUGGAUCAAGGUUUUUCUCUCAUGUUAUAUGAUGGAAAAUGAGAGCAACUUACUGCCAAUGGUUUUUCUCCGGGAAUCCGGAACAUUCUGCCAACUUUAAAAAAAUGAAAAACAUACGAGAUAAAUUAACUUCCUUGUUUCCGGUGCCUCUUCGUUGUUGUUGUUUUGUUAAUGAGUUAUUAAUAUUAUUUAUUUGCAUAUAUAACCUGAGAAACACUAUGUUCCUUUUCCCCACAUUUGAGAUGAUUUGUAAUCGUUUUGUAGGAAACAAGGAUGGGUUGACUCAUUAAUGUCUGGGUUUAAUUCCUGGCUCCCUCCGCAAAGAUUGUGUUCGUUAUCCUGACUUUUAAUUGAUUUGUCCAAAAACAAAAGCACAAAAAUCUAUUCUAGAAAAUGAGACUCUCGACCUGCCUUUUUGACUGAGAAAUAUACACUUUAAAAUGUAAAUAUAUAUGUGUGUGUGUUAUUAUUAAAUUUCCUUUUUUUGAAAAUGCAGUAAAAA